This is a messenger RNA of Salvelinus namaycush (lake trout), 2439 nucleotides long. Its product is annotated as protein kinase C-binding protein NELL2-like. Gene Ontology annotation, molecular function: calcium ion binding; protein binding. The coding region runs from base 1 to 2439 and encodes 812 amino acids. The transcript has 20 exons. The record is from RefSeq and is a predicted model, not a curated record. NCBI's taxonomy places the organism in Eukaryota, Metazoa, Chordata, Actinopteri, Salmoniformes, Salmonidae.
AUGGGAUUAAAACUAUUUAUUUUCCUCGGUUUAUUCUGCGUCACCUCAGUUUUAGGUUUCGGGGUUGAUCCUGCUCUAUGCAUCAAUGUUUUCGAUGAAUUGACGCUUGGAGAGGGUUUUGAUGGAGUUACUCAAGUCCAGGGCUUCCACAGCGAGUCUCGGGCGUUCCACUUUCAAGGUUCGUCCAGGGAGGUGAAGGCUCCUGAGGAUGUGUCUGAGCGGAUGCUCCAGAAGCUGAGGGGCCGGAGGGAGUUCACCGUUGUGGUCACCCUGAAACAAGAGCACUUCAACUCUGGGGUCAUCCUCUCCAUCCACCACUCUGAACAGAGGUUCCUGGAGUUGGAGAGCAGUGGGCAGCGCAGUGAGGUGCGUCUCCACUACCGCACCAAGGGUCAGAAGGCCCACACCGAGGUGUUUCCCUACAGCCUGGCAGACGGACAGUGGCACAAGGUUUCUGUGGCUGUCAGCGCCUCCCACAUCAUACUGCACGUUGACUGCAACAGGAUCUAUGAGAGGGUGGUGGAGAUCCCAUUCAUGGACAUCCCUGAGGACACAACCUUCUGGUUAGGGCAGCGGAGCAGCGCCCAUGGCUUUUUCAAGGGUGUAAUGCAGGACGUUCAGAUAUUAGUCAUGCCUCAGGGAUUCAUCUCCCAGUGCCCAGAUCUCAACCGGACUUGCCCAACCUGCAAUGACUUCCACGGACUGGUGCAGAAGAUCAUGGAACUGCAGGAUAUCUUAGCCAAAACAUCCAGCAAGCUGUCCAGAGCAGAGGAGAUGAUGAAUGGUCUGGAUGGAUGCUACUGUGAGAGGACCUGCAGCGUCAAGGGGGUCAUCUACAGAGAGGACGAAUCAUUGACAGAUGGCUGCAGGAACUGCACAUGCACGAACGGCACGGUGCAGUGUGAGACUAUCUCCUGCCCUCCCCCUCAGUGCCCAGCGGACACCACGCCUGCCUACGUGAAGGGUGCCUGCUGCAUGGAGUGCCAACCUGUAUGCCAUUUCGGAGAAGAAGAGUUGGUGGAGGGAGAUCAGAAAGCGGUGCAUUAUAACUCUGGCAGAUGCCAGCUGUCUGAGUGCAGGGAGAGGACCAUGCAUCGGGUCGUCAUGACUAGCCCCUGUCCUGAACUCAACUGUCCAGAGUCCGAGGAGGUCACGCUCACCGACAGGUGCUGCAAAGUCUGCAGAGGUCACGACUUCUGUGCGGAGGGCCACGGCUGUGUGGAGAACUCUGACUGUAUCAACUUGGAGGCUGGGGCCUGCUGCAGCUGCAAGGACGGCUUCCGCCCGCUCCGAGAUGACAACGCAUACUGUGAAGAUAUCGAUGAGUGUGCAGAGGGGAAGCACUACUGCAGGGAGAACACCAUGUGUGUCAACACCCCCGGCUCCUUCAUGUGUGUCUGCCACACGGGUUACAUCAGGAUCGAUGACUACUGCUGCACGGAGCAUGAUGAGUGUGUGAGCGGACUGCACAGCUGCGCCCAGAAUGCCCUCUGUUUCAAUACGGUGGGGGGACACAGCUGCUCUUGUAAGCCGGGAUACACUGGCAACGGUACCAUCUGCAAAGCGAUGUGUGAUGGCCUGUGCCAGAAUGGAGGAACCUGCAUCUCCCCUAAUAACUGCAUCUGCCAGCUAGGCUUCACAGGGAAGAGCUGUGAGACAGACAUUGAUGAGUGUUUUCAUGGUUUCGUGGAGUGUGAUGACAAAGCCAUCUGUGUCAACCUGCCCGGCUGGUACCACUGCGAGUGUCGGGAUGGCUACCACGACAACGGCUUGUUCUCUACUAAUGGGGAGUCGUGCAUAGAUAUCAAUGAAUGCAAGACUGGGAGGAACACCUGUGCCAAUGACACGGUGUGCUUCAACUUAGAGGGGGGCUAUGACUGCAGGUGCCCCCACGGGAGGAACUGCACCGGAGACUGUAUUCAUGACAACAAAGUCAAACACAAUGGACAGAUCUGGGUGCUGGACAAUGAUAGGUGCUCAGUCUGCUCUUGUCAGACUGGCCGUGUGAUGUGCAGGAGGAUGGUGUGUGACUGUGAGAACCCGACAGCUGACCUGUUCUGCUGUCCAGAGUGUGACCCUCGCCUCAGCAGCCAGUGUCUGCACCAGAACGGCCUGCUGACCUACGGCAGUGGAGAGUCCUGGGUGGAGAACUGCCAGCAGUGCCAGUGUCUGCAGGGGCAGGUGGACUGCUGGCCACUGUUGUGCCCCCAUGUGGACUGUGAAUUCACGGUGGUGCCCGAGGGCGAAUGCUGUGCCCGCUGCGUCACUGAUCCCUGCCAGGCCGACACCAUACGCAACAACAUCACCAAGACGUGCAUGGACGGGCACGGCAUCCAGCGCUUUAGCGGCUCCUCCUGGGUCAAACACAGCACCGAGUGCACCCUCUGCCAGUGCAAGAAUGGACAUAUCUGUUGCUCAGUGGACCCCAUGUGCCUUUAG